This is a messenger RNA of Euleptes europaea (tarantolino), 1442 nucleotides long. RefSeq names its product tubulin beta 6 class V (gene TUBB6). The record is from RefSeq and is a predicted model, not a curated record. Gene Ontology annotation, cellular component: microtubule; cytoplasm. The transcript is spliced from 4 exons. Gene Ontology annotation, biological process: mitotic cell cycle; microtubule cytoskeleton organization. Gene Ontology annotation, molecular function: GTP binding; GTPase activity; structural constituent of cytoskeleton. NCBI's taxonomy places the organism in Eukaryota, Metazoa, Chordata, Lepidosauria, Squamata, Sphaerodactylidae. The coding region runs from base 19 to 1359 and encodes 446 amino acids.
AGCACCACCACCACCACCAUGAGGGAAAUCGUUCACAUCCAGGCUGGCCAAUGUGGAAACCAGAUCGGAACCAAGUUUUGGGAAGUGAUCAGCGACGAGCACGGCAUCAACCCGUCUGGCAGCUACGUCGGGGACUCGGUGCUGCAGCUGGAGAGGAUCAGCGUCUAUUACAAUGAAUCGUCCUCCAAAAAAUAUGUGCCCAGAGCAAUCUUGGUGGAUUUGGAACCAGGAACCAUGGAUAGUGUACGAUCUGGCCCAUUUGGACAACUCUUUAGACCUGACAAUUUCAUCUUUGGACAAACUGGUGCUGGAAAUAACUGGGCAAAAGGACACUAUACGGAAGGAGCAGAGCUUGUAGAUUCAGUUCUUGAUAUAGUAAGGAAAGAAUGUGAAAACUGUGAUUGCUUGCAAGGAUUUCAGCUCACUCAUUCUCUUGGAGGAGGAACAGGUUCUGGGAUGGGAACGCUACUGAUCAGCAAAAUCCGAGAGGAAUAUCCUGAUAGGAUAAUGAAUACCUUUAGUGUCAUGCCCUCUCCUAAAGUCUCUGACACUGUGGUGGAACCAUACAAUGCCACACUUUCAGUCCAUCAACUAGUUGAAAAUACAGAUGAAACUUACUGUAUCGAUAACGAGGCGUUGUACGAUAUUUGCUUCCGCACCCUAAAGCUUACAACCCCAACAUAUGGAGAUCUGAACCACUUGGUGUCUGCCACAAUGAGUGGGGUAACUACAUCACUACGCUUUCCAGGCCAGCUAAAUGCAGAUCUUCGUAAGCUGGCAGUAAAUAUGGUUCCUUUCCCACGUUUACACUUUUUUAUGCCAGGAUUUGCCCCUUUGACAGCUAGAGGAAGCCAGCAAUACCGAGCCCUCACUGUCCCAGAGCUCACACAACAGAUGUUUGAUGCCAAAAACAUGAUGGCAGCUUGUGAUCCAAGACAUGGACGAUAUCUGACAGUUGCUACAGUCUUCCGAGGCCCCAUGUCUAUGAAAGAGGUUGAUGAACAGAUGUUGGCCAUCCAGAACAAGAACAGCAGCUACUUUGUGGAAUGGAUCCCAAACAAUGUAAAAGUGGCAGUUUGUGACAUAGCACCCCGUGGCCUUAAGAUGGCUUCCACCUUUAUCGGUAACAGCACAGCUAUUCAGGAGCUCUUCAAAAGAAUCUCUGAGCAGUUUUCUGCCAUGUUCCGGAGAAAAGCAUUUCUUCACUGGUUUACUGGAGAAGGGAUGGAUGAGAUGGAAUUUACAGAAGCAGAAAGCAACAUGAAUGACUUAGUGUCAGAAUACCAGCAGUACCAAGAAGCUACAGCGAAUGAUGGAGAAGAAACAUUUGAAGAUGAUGAAGAAGAAAUUAAUGAAUAGUCUUUCAUCCGAUCCCAACAUUCCCAAAUCCAGUUCUGCCCUUUUUCAGGAUAGUAAACCCAUAGAGCUUAUCUUUCAAAGCU